CGCUCAGGAGACGCUUGAUGAACCGUCACCUCGAUUACCCAGCUGUCACUCAUUCCUCAGGCUUCAACCUGAACAGUACCUUACAACAUCCACAGCACCAACAUCGUGAACAUGGACCGGGAGCUCGGCUGCUGCCUCGUGACGCUAAUGGCGGGAUGGGUGUGCAUGGCCCAGGCUACCCCGCUAACUUACCCCCCGGGCCGGGGCGGGUACAAGGCGGCAGUGUAUGAGCACGCGGUCCACAUACCCUGGGGCUGUCUGCUGGUGCCCGUGUCGAGGGGAGAGGCUGUGAGACAGAUGAUGAAGAAUAUACAGGUCUACAAGACGCAGGCUGCUGCAGCUUCUAGAGAGGGUGCUGAUAUCAUAGUAUUUCCUGAAGAUGGGAUAUAUGGCAUGAUAUUCAACCGAAACACCAUCAAACCAUUCUUGGAAGAAAUCCCUGAUCCCCGUAUCACCGAGUGGAAUCCCUGCUUGACUUCCGGUAGCGACACCGAUACCGACACCGACACCGACACCGAUACCACGAUACAACGGGAACUAAGCUGUAUGGCGAGGGAAAAUGCCAUGUAUGUUAUUGCAAACAUGGGUGACAGAAAACCAUGUAACCAUAGCAACGACCCAAAGUGCCCCGACGACGACCAGUAUCAGUACAACACGGAUGUGACCUUUAACCCGGAAGGAGUUCUGGUCGCCAGGUAUCACAAGCGCCAUCUGUUCCAGGAAGAUCAGUUUGAUACGCCGCCAUUAGAACUGGCCACGUUUGAGACACCGUUCGGAAAGUUCGGUUUAUUCACUUGUUUCGAUAUCCUGUUCUACAACCCUGGCGUCGAGUUGAUCAAUAAGGAGGGGAUACGGAACAUGGUCUUCCCGACGGCGUGGAUGGACCGUCUUCCGUAUCUCGCAGCCAUUGAGUAUCACUCCGCCUUCGCCAAGGGCCUUGGGGUCAACGUGCUCGCGGCCAAUAUACACUACCCGGUGUUUAAAUUCCAGGGCAGCGGCAUCUACACCCCGACGGGGUCGGCGACAUACUACUACAACGACGGUGCCCUCAGUGAGGGUAAGUUGUUGGUAGCUGAUGUAGAUUCUAUUGUGGAGACGGGUAUCCAAGAUCCGUUUGUGUAUUUGCAGAUGAAGAGGGAAAACUGGAUUGUCAUUAAUAUGAAGCAAGAUACAAAAGUGUCUUCAGGGGAUAUGUUGUCAUCUUUUGUACCUGUUGAACGUUCAUUUGACAAAACUGACCCACUUUUUGACACGUUAAAGCUCACCAGAUGGACAUCCCUUCCACGAGAAAACUAUACGUUUGUUGCCCUAGAGCACCAAACUGGGACGCAACGUGCUUGUAGAGAUGAUGUGUGCUGCACGGUGGUCUACACCAGGGAGAACCUUUCCGCCCUUGAGGAUUUGUUUGUUCUGGCAGUAUUUAAUGGUUUUGAUGACGGGCGUUUUACUCAGAUCUGUUCCGUAUUGAUGUGUCCGGAUAAUGAUAUGUCCAGUUGCGGGGACCCCGUGAAACAAUCACGAUCAGCAUUUAGCUUCAUGGAAAUUAGUGGUAAUUUAUCAACUCCGUUUAUUUUUCCUGAAGUGCUUGUUGCUGAUGGACAGUAUAUCGGGCUUGUGCAAGGAGAGUGGUCUUUUAAAGACAGGGUUCUUCAUGGAGGAAAUGGAUUUUCCAAACCGCUUAUCACAGCCUCGUUGUUCGGUCGCCUAUAUUCCAGAGACAAAGUCACCCUGACGUAGAUCAUUGUAAUGAGUAAGUGAACGGAUUUUUACGCCGUUUGCAAUAUUCAGUAGGGUCACGGCGAGGGACAUUCACACAUGGGGCUCCGGCGCAACGGUUGAAUGAGGUAACCACUAGGGCACCACACCUCGGGAUGAGUGAGUGAGUUAGUGAGUGGAAUUGUCGCGGCUUCACCAUUGAAGCAAUAUCGCUAAAAGGCUUUUACCACAAAGCUUCCCAGCUGCCUACCUCGAAUUUAACCUUACACAUUUAUCUGUUUGUUUGUUCCCAUCGAUCGCUCCAUCCAACAAUAUUCCGGCGAUAUGACGGCAGCUUUACUAAUUGUGAAAUUAGCAGGGAAGGAUGAUUUUCUGACGCUUCCUCGUAAUUGUUUCCCAUGUGUAAUGUAGUUGUAAUCUAUCUAUAAUGUAGUAAUACUUUAUGAUUGUAGUUGUGACUGGAUUAAAGUAGAGAGACAUUUACGAACGGGUUUGACUGUAUCACGUGUCGUGUUUGGUCUUGUAGCGACUGCAUCACCAGCCAGCGAUCCCAAAGUGCUGCCACCUCGCACGACUACACUGCUGUCCCAUGUACAUCGCAACACAAAUUCCUUCUACCUCGCAUUUAUCUCAACUGACUCGAAGCUUCCCGCAAUCUCAUUAAUAUCAGACCCUUUAUUCCGAUACGACAUUCUCUGCAUUUAGAUCUGACGAACAUGAUUCGGCUUCAUUUCUUGACCACCUCUUUCACGAUUUUAGCAAAGGAGAACCGCCACACAACACAAAUAUAGCCACGAUAGUACAAGCUUUGGUGUGUAGGAAACCAUGGUGCUCAGAAACGACAGGAUGUAUAAACUUUCAAGAAAAAAAAUCAUCUAUAUUCGGAACAGUUUCGAGAUCAGAUACGCUGGUCUAGCUGCUUCGUUCACUCUUUCCGUGCCUGGCGCACGGCAUUUAUUGGAUAACACAAGAUUCUAUUUUAUCUGAGUUGGGUGUCAGUGUUAAACUGUGACAUAGUAUCGGAGUGCGCAAGCUACUUUUAGAACCGAUAAGGUACAAUCAAGCACACACAGGUGCAUGCACAUCUCAAUUCAAGUGAAAGAAUAUUCAACGCAACGAGUAAGUGAGUUUAAAUAUGCCACUUUGAACAGUAUGUCAGGUGUAUUACAGCAUGUCAACUUGAAGCGAGUGAAGAUCUCGUGGAAUGGCCUUUACCACUUUGGAGAAACACAUGAACACGGGUAUGUGCUGACAAACCCAGAAACCUAGUAAGAGCGAAUCCACGAUCACAGGUUCCUGACACGCCUAAGGGACGCAACUCUUCACAACGUUUGUGACGUCACUUCUGGGAACCUUGUGACAAGCUUUAACGUCCAGUAGGUAACACAGAUCCGACAUCAAGCCCCUCUAGAGAAGGAACGAUUCAUGUUAACUCAUACCGAAUUGUUUUUGU
This is a messenger RNA of Haliotis rufescens (red abalone), 3169 nucleotides long. Its product is annotated as pantetheinase-like. Gene Ontology annotation, molecular function: hydrolase activity, acting on carbon-nitrogen (but not peptide) bonds, in linear amides. The record is from RefSeq and is a predicted model, not a curated record. NCBI's taxonomy places the organism in Eukaryota, Metazoa, Mollusca, Gastropoda, Lepetellida, Haliotidae. The transcript is spliced from 2 exons. The coding region runs from base 112 to 1737 and encodes 541 amino acids.